AUGCUUCAUCAAACUAUGCAUAUUAUAUUAUGUGAAAGAGAAAAUAAUUAUAACUUAUCUAAAUUAAUUGAUUAUGCUGAAGUUAAUAAAAAAGAAUCUAGUACAUAUAUUGAAAAAUAUAUAUUUACAUGUUGUCCAGAUUGGAUAGCAAUAUAUGAAACUGGAAUUAUAUCUAUUUCACAAAUAAAUUCAAUUUUAAAUGCAUUAAAAGCAGAUCAAACUGUAUUAUCAUUAUUACCACAAGGUCUUAAUUUUUAUACAAGAAAUGUUUCUACAAUCGCAUUGGAUAUAAUAUCUCUUGAUUUUCAAAAAUCAUGGGAACUUUAA
This is a messenger RNA of Rotaria sordida, 327 nucleotides long. Lineage: Eukaryota; Metazoa; Rotifera; Eurotatoria; Philodinida; Philodinidae. The record is from the annotation of a GenBank genome assembly.